AUGGCCGCACCAACGAUGAGAUCCACGUCAAUAUUGACGGAGCAUUUGGGAUACCCACCUAUUUCGCUCGUUGAUGAUAUCAUCAAUGCUGUAAAUGAGAUUAUGUACAAAUGCACAGCUGCCAUGGAAAAAUACUUAUUGUCCAAGAGCAAGAUUGGUGAAGAGGACUAUGGGGAGGAGAUCAAAAGUGGAGUUGCCAAGUUGGAGUCGCUUUUAGAAAAUUCCGUAGAUAAGAAUUUCGAUAAAUUGGAGCUUUAUGUCUUGAGGAACGUUCUCCGAAUUCCUGAAGAGUAUUUGGACGCCAAUGUCUUUAGGUUAGAGAGUCAGAAGGAUUUGGUUAUUGUAAAUGAUACGGAGAUAAAACGAAGCGAGGAAGAGCUUCGAGGGAAGGUGAAUGACGUUGAGCUGGCAUUCAAAAGGAACGAAAUGCUAUCUAAGAGAGUUGCAAAAGUGAAAAGGCUACUAGUCAUUAUCAGAGGUUUCAAACAGAAACUAUGCGAGUUACUGAAGUGCAAGGAUGACGAGCAAUUGCAAAAGAUCUUAGAAUCAUUAAAACCUAUAGAUGACACAAUCACGUUACUGAGUAAUUCAUUACGCAAACUAUACGUCGACAGUGAAAGUACUAGUUCGACGGAGGAAGUGGAGGCACUAUUUCAGAAAUUGAAAUCCAAUGGCAAACGAAACAAGGACUUCAGAACUCGAUAUAUCGAUUUAAGAACCAAUAACGUCCUACGAAAAUUGGGGCUGCUGGGUGAUGGCGAGAAAGAAAACCAGCCCACUGAAUCAGGUAAGAAGGAGCAAGAGGAGGAAAUAGCCAGACUAGAUAUCGAGGAGCCUCAAUUGGAUCUACUUGAUAAUGUGUUGUAG
Saccharomyces kudriavzevii IFO 1802 is the source of this 867-nucleotide messenger RNA. It is a transcript of the gene MTW1, whose product is annotated as MIND complex subunit MTW1. NCBI's taxonomy places the organism in Eukaryota, Fungi, Ascomycota, Saccharomycetes, Saccharomycetales, Saccharomycetaceae. Gene Ontology annotation, biological process: mitotic sister chromatid segregation; kinetochore assembly; protein localization to kinetochore. Gene Ontology annotation, cellular component: nucleus; chromosome, centromeric region. The transcript has a single exon. Bases 1 to 867 code for a protein of 288 amino acids. The record is from RefSeq and is a predicted model, not a curated record.